AUGACUUCAAAAACAAGUUUAGCCUUUCGUAAUGAACUAAAGGGUGUUGAUGCUUACACUCGACAUAAAAAACUUAUUCACAACUAUUUAACAUACUACGGAGGUAAAGUACCUUCGACUGUCCCUACCGAAUAUAAAACAGAGGCAGACAUUAUUAGAGAAAAUCAUAGGUUUGUGAGAUCAAAUAAUGAAGAGCCAGAUAGUUGGGAACAACGCGUAGCCAAAAAAUAUUAUGACAGAUUAUUUAAAGAAUAUGCCAUUUGUGAAUUAAAGUAUUACAAAGAGGGCAAGAUUGCGUUACGUUGGCGUGUGGAAAGGGAAGUCGUUUCAGGAAAGGGACAGUUUAUAUGUGCAUCCACCUCUUGUGAAUCAACAACAUCUCUCAAGAGUUGGGAAGUAAACUUUGGUUAUGUUGAGGAUGGCGAAAAGAAAAAUGAGCUGGUCAAGGUCAGACUUUGCCCAGAAUGUUCUGAUAAACUCAAUUACAAAACAAAGAAAAGAGCAGUCAAAAGAAAGGAAAAGAAGCAAAAGAGAAGAAGAAAGAAUAGAGAAGAUGAUAAAGAUGUAUCGACUGAAGAAAGUAGUAGUGAGACAGAUGAAGAAGAAAAAGAGAAAGAAAAGGCCUCAGCUAUUUGGAGUAAACCGAUUGAAAGUAAGCAAGAAAAAUCUAAACAAGAAGAAUAUGAAGAUUACUUUGCAGAUUUGUUACAAUAA
Messenger RNA from Rhizopus microsporus ATCC 52813, 714 nucleotides. RefSeq lists its product as uncharacterized. Bases 1 to 714 code for a protein of 237 amino acids. The record is from RefSeq and is a predicted model, not a curated record. The transcript is spliced from 4 exons. Gene Ontology annotation, biological process: dephosphorylation. Gene Ontology annotation, molecular function: phosphatase activity. NCBI's taxonomy places the organism in Eukaryota, Fungi, Mucoromycota, Mucoromycetes, Mucorales, Rhizopodaceae.